Molecule: messenger RNA, 1428 nt
Organism: Naegleria gruberi
Lineage: Eukaryota; Heterolobosea; Eutetramitea; Acrasida; Naegleriidae
Exons: 2
Coding region: 1-1428 (475 amino acids)
Source: RefSeq, a predicted model, not a curated record
AUGAAACUAAUCCAAACCAUUAGUAUAGCUUGUAUUCUAUUGUUGAGUGUUUGUGCAGCUCUUGUUCUUUCAAAUCCAACUGCAGCAACACCAGCAACAGCUCCUCAUCCAGCACCACCUGUAGUUCCUCCAAAGGUUAUUAAGAAAAUCCACAAGAAUAAGAAACCAACCGAUUCCUACAAGAAACAAGGUGAUAAAUACUGUUACAACAAGUGUAUCAAAUAUUCAUCUAUCAAGGGCAAAUGUACCGAUUACAAUUGGGAAGGAGCCACCAAAAAGUGUAUCCAACACAAGACAAUCGGCAAGGGCAAAUGUUUAGAAUAUAAACGUGAAACCUAUUGUGACAAAUACGAAGGUCCAUCCACCAUCUGUAUUGCCCACGGAACCAGACAAGAAUGUGCCAAGAAACACUACUUGACUGUCUGUGAAAAGGAAGAAUUCAAGAAGAGUUGUGUCCACAAUGGAGAAAAUGGUAAAUGUUUAGAAUGGGCUCAUCGUGAUAUCUGUUUAGAUAAUUAUACUCCUCAACAAAAGAAACCAGAUCCAUAUGCCAGAUGUGAUUUGUACUCUUAUAUUCCAAAAUUGGAAUGUAAUUACAAGAAGAGAUGUGUUCAUUAUAAGACUGAUAGAUAUUGUAGUAAAUUUGGUAAGAAAUGUGAAAAGAAAUGCAAGUGGGAAGAAGUUAAGCAAUCUGAUUUGUAUGUUCCACAUAAUGCCAAGUCAACCAAGCCAACUAAGGGAAAGCAAGUUGAUCCAUAUGCACCACCAAAGGUAUUCAGAAAGGUUUGUCACCAAGAAUGUCACAAGAUUUGUGAUGAAUUCUCAAAGAAAUUGACUUGUGAAAAGUAUGAAAAUGUCAAGUUCUGUAAGAAGACUGGAUAUACUCAAUUCUGUGCUCAACCAGCUCCAAAGACUGAUGGUUACAUUCCAGCUGAUACUUAUCUUCCUCCAAAAUGUAAGAAACAAAAACGUGUCAAGUAUUGUGUUAGAUGGACUAAGGAAAAGCAAUGUGAUCAAUUCAAGAAGAUUAGAUGUUGUUUAAAGAAGAAACAAGUUCCAUACUGUGCCUCUUACAAGACAGUUUCAUUCUGUACACAACAUGAAAAUCUUCCAAAGAGAUGUGUCAAGCAAAGACAUGUCAAGAAAUGUGUCAAGAAGAGUGAAGGUCAACAAGUUUGUGUCAAGUUUGCAUUUGGAGGUGGUAAGGCCAAGUGUCAACAUUUUGCUCAAAAGACUGUCUGUGCCAAGAGAAAGAGAGUUUGUUCUUCAGUUAAGGAAGACAAUUUUGAUACUUACAAUGAAAAGAGUAAACCAAAGAAUCAUAAGAAACCAAAGAAGGUCAAUAAGAAACGUCAUCACGUUACCAAAAAGAGAAAGCAUCCAAAGAAAGCUGCCACUCCUCCACCAGUUUCCAAUGGAAAACAUUAA